Messenger RNA from Alternaria ventricosa, 831 nucleotides. RefSeq lists its product as uncharacterized. The transcript has a single exon. NCBI's taxonomy places the organism in Eukaryota, Fungi, Ascomycota, Dothideomycetes, Pleosporales, Pleosporaceae. The record is from RefSeq and is a predicted model, not a curated record. Bases 1 to 831 code for a protein of 276 amino acids.
AUGGGUCAGCCAGCCGGCGACGAUGUGCUGAAUCGGAAGUCGUUGUCUCUUAUGUAUCGGAACUACAAGAAAGAGACAGAAUACAUCGCUGGCUGGCUCGCGUGGACAUCGCAACAAUGCGGAUACCUCAGAACAGCUAUGGAGGCAGAGACACAAGCGCCACGUAAGAGAGGAAAGGCAGGCAAGGCUCGGAAGCCAGCCAAGCAGCAGUCCAAGAAUGACACCAAAGUCCAAUACGCCAUCAACGUCUCUGAAUUCAAAGGGAUGGCUGAGCAUAUUGCUUCAUUCAACCCAAAGAUCGAAGUCCCAGCAGCGCUUCAAAAGGUGUUUGAGCGGGUCAUAUCAGCUCGAAACGAGAUGGCAGAUUGGUUCAGAAAAGAACAUAGCAGCGAUCAGGGGAGUAACAUGAGGCAUUCUUACUUCAUCAAUGUACUGGAGAAUGCUGCAGCGAUACUCAAACCUUUGACACCGGAAGCACCGGUGGUUGCAGAGAACAUCAAGCUGCAAAACAGAUUUGCCGGACUCGCAGUCGAAGAGACAGACCCAUUGAACGAGCUGAUAGUCGAGGUUCAAGAGAAGCAGCUACCUGAUAUCCACCCUCUUCCUCUUGAGCAGGAUGAGGAAGGUCUCGAGGACGACUUUUUCUUUGCUAUCGCUACAUUCCUCGACGACAUCUCCAAGGUGCGCAAAUACAUCACUGGACAGUGGCAUGAAUAUCGACGAACAGGCGAAGGCCUCACACGUACUUCAGUGCUUUCUAACACAGCUGUUGAUCUGGUGCGAUCCGCCGAGCAUCAAUUCGACCAAAUGCUUAGUCGGCCCAAGAGGUAA